Fopius arisanus is the source of this 3458-nucleotide messenger RNA. RefSeq names its product endoglucanase 19-like. The coding region runs from base 804 to 2216 and encodes 470 amino acids. Gene Ontology annotation, biological process: carbohydrate metabolic process. The transcript has 5 exons. Gene Ontology annotation, molecular function: hydrolase activity, hydrolyzing O-glycosyl compounds. Lineage: Eukaryota; Metazoa; Arthropoda; Insecta; Hymenoptera; Braconidae. The record is from RefSeq and is a predicted model, not a curated record.
CAACAGUACCAGCUCUGCAGAAAUCGUGUGCUCCUCGUUUCCACUCACUCAAUCGCCAAUUCAUCGUCAAUCCAUCGUCAAUCCAUUAUUCGUGGUUUCCUAGUGAACAGUGAAACUAAAACCACUCGAAUAAAAAAUCAAACCGCCAAUUCUCUAAAUAACAAACAAUAACGAGAUAAUCACAGAUAAUCACAAUCAAAGUUUAAUUGCUAUGACAAGCCCCAGAAAAAAAAUCCCUCCACCCAUAAAAUUGAUCUAAAAUUAUUUAUACUUUUUAUGUAUAUUUAAGGGCGAAAUCAGUAAAUUCAGUUGAAUUUAGAGGAACGAAGAGCGAAGUAAUGUGCGUUGAUUCAUCGCUGAAAAAAAUAAUAAUAACUGGUAAUUUCAAAGUUAAAAGCACGAGUGUAAUGUAUUGAGGCCUCCGAUAAAUCCGAGAGAUUAUGAUAAUCUCGAAUACCUGGUUGUGCACGUUCCCAAGAUAUUCGAAAAAGUUGAAUUUGUAAUUUUCCUGCACGCAAGUGAUAAUACCGGACGUUCGCGGCCUUCAGCACUCAUUGUUCCUUUUUUCAAUGUGAAAAGGAAAAAGAGAGAAUUGAAAUAGUUGGGUAUUGAUUGACUGCCGUGUGGAAUUAAAGGAAAAGAUGCAGAGUCAGAUUCUGCAAAUAGGUAUUCCGUUGAAAUGCACCUGUUGACGUCGAGGGGACGUCCAGAAGUCUCGGGUAGUUCAUCAGGAAUGGAUGCUAUCGUUCACGAUAAAUCUACCUGGUUAUUAUCCUGGUGAAUGACAGGAUAAACACAGCAUCAUGUACCUUCGCUGGAUGUACUAUUGUCUCGUGAUUCUAGGUGUGUCGUUAAUGACUCACGGCUUGGCUGCACCAAAUGUGAAACCAAUGGAAAGUGUCAGUGAUUACGCAAAGGUAUUGGAGUUGUCAUUGAUGUUCUAUGAGGCACAGAGAUCUGGUGAAUUGCCUCCAGAUAACAGAAUUCCCUGGCGUGGGAAUUCCGCUCUUGAUGAUCGGGGACUUCAUGGGGAAGAUCUCACGGGCGGUUAUUACGAUGCUGGGGAUUUUGUUAAAUUUGGUUUCACCAUGGCCUCGACGACGACUCUACUUGCCUGGGGUGUAGUCAGCUGGCCAGAAGCCUACGAAGCCGCGGGUCAACUCGAUCAAGUCCGCAAAUCAAUAAAGUGGGCCACCGAUUACUUCAUCAAGUGUCACGUUAGCGAGUUCGUCUUCUACGGUCAAGUGGGGGAUUUUUCGCUCGAUCACACCUUCUGGGGCAGACCCGAGGAGCUCAACACGACAAGACCUGCAUUCAAAAUCGACAAGGAUCAUCCAGGUUCAGAUCUAGCAGGUGAGACAGCAGCUGCCCUGGCAGCCUCGAGCAUAGUCUUCAAGAUGAUCGAUCCCUCCUACAGCUCAGAGUGUCUACGUCAUGCCCGUGAGCUGUACAAAUUCGCCAACAUCCAUCGCGGCCUCUACCACGAGUCUAUAAAAAAUGCAGCUCAAUUCUACGAGAGCACAGACUACGGUGACGAGCUAGCCUGGGCAGCAGCUUGGCUCUUCAAAGCCACCAACGACGCGAAAUACCUAGAAGACGCCGAGCACCAUUACCAGCACUUCCACCUGAAGGAGAGACCCAACGAGUUCUUCUACAACAAAAAAGUCGCUGGUGUGCAGGUCCUCCUGGCACAGCUGACAGGACAAUCAGAAUAUGAGAACGCAGCUCGUGCUUUCUGCGAUUUCUCAUCGAAACAGCAGAAACGAACCCCAAAAGGUCUAGUUUAUAUCGACAAAUUUGGUACUCUCUGUCAUGCAGCCAAUGUUGCUUUCAUCUGCCUUGAGGCAGCUGAUUCUCCGGGAAUUGGUGAUCCCCAUGAGUACCGUGAAUUCGCCAAACACCAAAUCCAUUAUAUGCUCGGUGGUGGAGGCAGAAGUUAUGUUGUUGGAUGGGGAAUUAAUCCUCCGCAACAGCCUCAUCAUGCUGCCUCGAGUUGCCCCAAUUUACCAACUCACUGUGGCUGGCCUGAAUUCGACCGCAAAGCUCCAAAUCCUCAGAUCCUCUACGGUGCUCUCGUUUCAGGUCCCGAUGAGGCAGAUAAGUUUCGAGAUCACAGAGAGGAUUACGUUUAUACUGAGGUUACGCUUGAUUACAACGCUGGAUUCACCAGUGCACUUGCCGGACUCCUUCAGCUUCAUGUUAAGAAGAAUAAAUGAUUACCAAUAACUAGGAUAUUUUCACUAAAUAAAAAAUUACAAUUGCCAUAUUUCUCGUGGAGAAUAAUUUCUUCAAUAGAAUAAAUGCAAUUGCUGUUUUUUAAAUCCGUUGCAGCCCAGUUCUUGAUGAAUAACUCGACGGAAUAAAUUCAGCGUAAAUUCAUUCGCCAGCGGGAUAAAUUCCGAAGUUUUACGAAUUUGCGAUCAUAAUUUUGAAUUCUGCAUUUUGUGGGGUAAAUUUUGGAAUGAAGUAAUGGGGUGGGUGAAGUUAUUGGGAUAUUUAUUUAUUCGAGUUAAAUGUACUUCGUGCAACCGCGUUCGAAUGGAUUUUUUUCUCAUCGUGCGAAUUCCCUCGAGAAGGGAAUUUGCCCCUUUAUUCUUAGUUUUAUGCUGGAGGCCAUGGGCUGAAAAAUUCAUGAGGCUUGGCGCAUUCCCUGGGGAAUCAUGGUGAAAUUUUAUUAAAGUUUCCUCGAUUUUUAUCGAUAGCUUUCUAAUUUUCUCCGUGGUACUCAAGAUUAUUGAAUGUUGAAUUUAAUAAAAUCGAUAGGUCAAUAAUCAAUAAAAUCAAUAAGCCUCAGAUUUUUAAAAUCAUUGUCAGCAAAAAUGGAUUCCAACAAUUGAAAAAGAUGAUCCAUUACAUUUUCAUUACACAAAUGAUUAUUAAAUUACUAAUAAGAUCCAAGUGAAUUUCUCUCAAAAUAAUUUUGCAGAAUGAAAUAUCUAGAUAAUGAAGAAUAUCUUGGAAAAUUGAGUUACAAACAGCGGAUUUUUCCGCGAAAACCUAGAAGGAUUUAAUGACGAAUGCAUUAAGAUUUUCUUUUGGACUUUUAUAUGUAUACGUAAGGGGAGAGUAUUCACAUGGAAAUACGUGACAAUUCCACAUAAUUUAACUGAGAAGAAGAAGUAAAUUAACGUAGUGUAUUUUUUUUUAGAAUUUCAACAACAUUUGCGUACGAAUAGCUUUUAUUCUUCAUAAAUCAUAAUUUGUUAUUCACCAGUGACACGAGAACUCGAUAAGUUAAGUUUUUAGAAACUUAGAUGAUAUUUCUUCGCUACUGGCUGUGUAUUAUAUUAAUUAGAUAAUUAAAGGAAUUCUAUUGAUUAUACAAAUUCUUUUAAAUUACAUCGAUUCAAAAUUAAAAUAAAUCCUGAAUGCUUGGAGUCUGGAUGCGUGAAUUUUUAUGAAAAGAUGACUUGAAAUGUCUUCUUCAUUUUUAAAAUAUAGAAUUAUUUUGAAGAUAA